AUGAUAUCUCAAAAAGUAGCUCUCGUAAUCGGCGCAUCUCGAGGCAUUGGCCGACAAAUUGCAGUUGAUCUUGCUAAGAAUGGUUAUGCAGUAAUUGUAUCCGCCAAAUCCGUCAGUGACGCCUCUCAAACCCAACCCUUCCCCCCAGACCCCAACUCCUCCAGCUCAACCAUCUCCACCGUCUGCCGCGAGAUCCUUGAAUCUGGCGGGACAGCCGUCGCCAUUCCCUGCGACGUCCGCGAUCACACCAGCAUCUCUUCCCUCAUCACCCAAACCAUCUCAAUCUAUGGACGCAUCGACGUCCUCAUCUACAAUUCCGGCGCCAUCUACCAUUCCUCUGUCCUCACCACCCCUCUUUCCCGCUACAUGUUAAUGGAAUCCGUAAAUCCGAACGGUCUCUACGCAUCCAUCCAAUCCUGCAUCCCUGCUUGGAAAAGUCAAAAUUGGAAUGCAAGGAUUGUAGUCAUAUGUCCCCCGAUCUACAGUCGGUUUUUCCGCGGAAAAACCGCAUAUGCAAUGGGAAAAGUGGGGAUGAGUGUUUUAGUCCAGGGACUAGGAAUGGACUUUGCCAGAAUGGGGAAAGAAGGGAAAGGAAUGGCAGUUACGGGAUUGUGGCCCGCAAGUGCAGUUGAAUCAGCUGCAACAGCGCAUUUUUCUUCGCCGCCAGAAGAUCUGAGGCAUCCGUCUAUCUUUUCUGAUGCUGUGUUGUCGAUAUUGAAGGCCCCGGUUGAAGAUGUAAACGGACUUUUGAUAUUGGAUGAGGAUUAUCUGAGAAAUCAUGAUGGGGUGGUGGAUUUUAGUAAAUAUGCUUUGGUUCCUGGGACCACGCCGAGAAGGAUUAUGCCGGCGAAGUUUCCUGAUUUGAGCGUCGAGGAACAGGAUGAUGAAGGGACAAGGAUGGAUAGUGCAAAGAAGGAAAAGAGUGGCAAAUUGAGUAAACUUUGA
This is a messenger RNA of Sclerotinia borealis F-4128, 945 nucleotides long. NCBI's taxonomy places the organism in Eukaryota, Fungi, Ascomycota, Leotiomycetes, Helotiales, Sclerotiniaceae. The record is from the annotation of a GenBank genome assembly.